UAUGCCAAAAUAAUAACGUGCGAGAGGGGUCUCUUCCUGCGCAGCGCCGACAUUUUGAGCGGAGCAUUCUUGAUACUUUCGCAAGGCAUAAACUCUAUUCACAAUGCCGGAACUUGGUGCAUCGAAGGCCGACAUCGAUGUCAAGCCAGAAGAAAAAGUUACAGUUGAAGAUGGCAGUGGCUCAGGAACAGACUCUGGGAGCGAAGACAGCUUGCCUGAUCUUGAAGACGAUGGAGGAAAAGCGUCGGGACAAAGCCAAAUGGCACAAGCUGCUGGAAUCAACGAGGAGCUCGUGAGCAAAGCAAAGCAGAGCCGCAGCGAAAAAAAGGCACGCAAAGUCAUGUCCAAGCUCGGCCUUAAACAGGUCCAGGGUGUGUGCAGGGUGACGAUCCGGAAGUCCAAGAACAUUCUCUUCGUCAUUACCAAGCCAGACGUCUACAAGAGCCCAGCAUCUGACACAUACAUCGUUUUUGGAGAGGCUAAGAUCGAGGACCUCAGCCAGCAGGCUCAGAUGGCGGCUGCUGAAAAAUUCAAGGCACCAGAAGCUGGAGCGGCUAUGGGAGAGCCCGCACAGACGGCAGUUUCUCAACCAAUUGAAGAAGAGUCUGAGGAAGAUGAAGAGGUGGACGAGGCAGGCGUUGAAGGCAAAGACAUUGAGUUGGUCAUGUCCCAAGCCAACGUCUCCAGGUCGAAGGCAGUGCGGGCACUGAAGAACAAUAACAAUGACAUUGUGAAUGCAAUUAUGGAGCUGACGAUGUAGCCUAGUCCUUCCCUCCCAAGCACCAGUCACUGAUGAACAUCCCAGGAAGUAACUGGUUUUAGUGGUGCUUCCAUGUGCCCUCUGUGUACAAUGCAGGAUGUUAUUCCUCUUGUGUGCUCUUUCAGCAAGGCCACUAUGUGAGCUGGACUCUGAUGCAUUCUGACAUAAUUUGUUUAUAGCCUCACUGGAAGAUGGAAUAAAGUUCAACACAGCACCA
Molecule: messenger RNA, 977 nt
Organism: Ornithodoros turicata
Lineage: Eukaryota; Metazoa; Arthropoda; Arachnida; Ixodida; Argasidae
Gene: Nacalpha
Product: nascent polypeptide-associated complex subunit alpha-like
Exons: 7
Coding region: 104-760 (218 amino acids)
Biological process (GO): protein targeting to membrane
Cellular component (GO): cytoplasm; nascent polypeptide-associated complex
Source: RefSeq, a predicted model, not a curated record